UCGCCAGAUCGCGGCGAGGUUCGGGCAUGUACGCGCGGUUUUCUGGCGUUUUUGCGGCAGCGACAUCAAUCGACGCUCAAACAGUCGGUCAUUUAAUCCAGACUCCUUUCUGCCGCUGCACAGCACAAAGAAACGGCAGCAAAAACCCGAAACAAACAGGAGGGCGCGAUUCCGUCGAUACCGGGGUGUGCCAGUGGGGGGCGCCACGCAGGCGCUCUUCCCGCGCGCUCCCGAGCGGGCGCGCGUGCGCGUGCGCGAGCGACACUGCCGCACAGCCUCGCUGCCGGGAGACGGAGACCGAGACGGAGACAGACGGGCGGGCGGGCAUGUCGGACGGCGGGAGCGCAGACUCGGCGGGGGCUCGGAACGGAGCCGGUACCGGCGUGGUGAACCGGGGCGUCGGCAACCAAGUGACGGUGGUGCUGGGCGCCCAGUGGGGCGACGAGGGCAAGGGCAAGGUGGUGGACCUGCUGGCCCAGGACGCGGAUAUCGUCUGCCGAUGUCAGGUGAGGGGUAGUGUGCGCAGAGCCGGAGCUCCCGGCCGCAGCCAGGAAGGGCGAGCCGGGCAGGGUGCAGCCCCGUCCGGCUUCCCCGCUCCCCGGCACGGCGGCUGCGGGAACAGCAAUGCGGUGUGGCUGCGCUCCAUCGGAAGGUCACGGCGUGCCAUGAGUUAGGGAAACGCCAGGCGAGCGCAGCUUGAUUGCUAAUGUCACCUUGGGCUCGCCGCUUCGGGCUUGACUCGACGCUUGUUUCCGUGUUUGUGUUUGUGUUUGUUUACUGGACCGGCGGUGUGUUGCGGCGCGCAGCUUCAACGGCGCAACAUCACGUCGCAGCACAGAAGACGAGUGUCGCCUCGUCCAGCUCGCUGCGGAGCGGGGCUGUCGGGCCAGCGGAGCCGGUCUGGCGCGAAUGCAGGGCGCAGCUCGCCGAGUCCUGUACCGGGGAGCGGAGUUGGGUCUUGCGUGCAGUGGGCAUACCUGAACGGGCCCGCUAGAAGUGCUGUGAAAUCUUCCCCAUUGGCGUGCUGGUGGUGUCAGGUUGUGUUUGACUCUCACACCGGGCUGGCACGCGUGUCGUCUGGGAGAUCGUUUUUUUGCGUCGAUGCUGCUAAGGAUUAACUAAACCUACCGGUUUUCCUUUUUUUUUUUGUAAUUCUCCCAUUAACAUGACUCGUCUUUAACCUUAAGUACAAUGUACUUAAUUAACUUUCUCUCAGGGAGUCAAAAACUCUUGACUUGAGUGGCGUCAGACCAUUGUAGCAUUUAUGUCCUGAAGUGAGCGUUUUGGAUAAAAAAAAAAUGUUCCACGUUUUUCGUAACUGAAGAGGACUGUGACCAGUUUGAGGUUUCUUGUUAAGGCUUCUCUUCACGGCAAGAAAAAUCUUCCCUUGAAAGUUAUUAGUGCAAAGGUCGUGAUUCAACUAGGGAAGGUCAUGUUUAACACACUUACUGGAAUUCUUUCAACACGCAGCGAGGACAAUUGAUAACACUAAAGCAACAUGGCGUGUUUAAAUUUUCAUGACAUUCAUAAAGGUCUUUUACAAAAUAUUAAUCCUCAAAUUAAAAGCAUAGGACCUCAAGGUAACUGGUUAACUAUCAGGAAACAGUACCUCAAAGGAGACAUCCUUGAACUCAAAAACAUGUCUAACGGAGUGACAUUAAUCUCGCACAUCAAAUCUUAGAUGACCCGUCUUAUCCACUCUUUUUAGAAAAAUAAAUUAUUUGCAUUUAGGUAUCUUCUUAUCAUCAUUGUGUUUAGACCCUAUAUAAGCUAACUGCCUGUUUAAUACUGGAUGAGCUCUGUUAAAUGUUUGUACUGUUUUUGUAUUAUUGUGGUAUAUGUUAUAUGUUUAUGAGGUCUUGAUGUGCUAGAUAAAUUCAGUUAGGAGUGAUAAAGGUUAGUUUAAUUCAAAUAUAGUAUAGUCUAACCUCUUUCUGGGAUCUAAGACCGAAGCAGUGGUAUGCUGCAGGAUUCCAAAUUAGGCCCCUAGCUCUUCCAAAAAAUUCACAUCUCUACUGAGUGUUAGACUUGCAGAUGAUAUAAAAGUGAGCCACACACAACCAGCAGCAAAACCGCUACAAAAAAAGAUGUAGACAGAGCUAUGGAUUGGAUCAGCACACAACCAAAGCAGUUUGCAGUAGUACAGUAUCUAAGUGCGCAGGGAUUCCCACUGGCAAUAGGAACACUGUCGGAAGUUGCACACGAAAGGGCUCUGGGUUUUUUGUCGACUCUUCUAUUUAGACAAUGUGGGGAAGCAGUCAAAAAGUGAACAGAAAACCCUGGUAUAGAAUAAAAUGUGGUGUUUUACAAUGUGGUCAUGAAAAGACCUCACUUGGGAAGUUGUUUGGAUUUAGUCACCACAAUCCAAAAAGGAUAUCACAGCCUUGGAAAGAGUUCAGAGAAGAGCAGCAUGAAUGAUUGCUUGUGUCAGGGCAUUGUUCUAUGCAUACAGGUUAAAUAACCUCUGUCUAGAAUAAAGGAGAUUGAGAGGUGAUUUGGUCUAGGUCCUGUAUUUCAGAUUCUAAGGGAUCCAUAUUGAGACAGCACACAGGCCUGUGUCAGGAUCAGGACUGACACAAGGAGCUCAGACUGUGGGCUCGUCCAGGAAGAGCCUGCUGAUUUGCUUCAACGCUGAGUUACCAAAUGAGUCAGACGUUGUUAAAUGGCUUCCUCUUGUUUGCAAUAUUUCCCAAGUACUGUGUGGCACAAAGAGUUUUACUCGCUUUGGAACCAAACCUACAUCAAAACGAAAAGAAGCUUGUGUUUGAAAUGCCCAGGGAAGUUGGUAACGUUUCCUGUACCAGAGGGCACCCCAAUGGUCUAGUCUUAUCUGUCGUGUUAAACAAAGUUGUCGCAAUUGGGUGGUAAUCCAUUUCUCUCUGUUGUGCAGAGCCCGCCACUUUAUUUUGGUGAAUUUGGAGAAUUUCCCGAGAUUGCAGGAACUGAGCUGCACUGGGGGUGGGGCUGUGCUUGUAUUUCGGGUGGGACUUAUUUUACAGACCAGUUGCUGGUGGGGAUGUGGGUGCUAAUCACAGGACUAAAAUGUUGGUGGUUUUGUGACAUGUUCCAUCUCCGGAUCUUUAGGAUUCCCAAGGGCAUUAAUAUCCCACAGUACUUCAAAAGAGCCUGAGUAGCCUUUUGGAAAAGGAGGGGAUGUUAAUUUCAGGGGGUUACCACUUAACCAUACUAACAUGAGAACACUGUUGUUUUAGACUGUCCACGUCUUUGUUGUUACACGCUUACUGUGUCAAUACAAUAAAGGCUAGAGUGGGCAUGAGCUACAGCUCACAACUAGUCCCUGUGCACUUUCUGCUUCUCAUGUGCUUUAGGGUGAAACAGGUGCUGGUUUGUUUGUAUGCAAAGUGAAACUCUUUAAGAUCAUUUUAUUGUCCAUCACCGCUAUGUCUUGUCCCAAGCAGUUUUUGUUUUGUUAAUUUGCAGAACCAGAAACAAAUUGAAGCUAAGGACAUCAAAAAACAUUUCUUUGCAAAGCAGCGUGCUGCGACAUUUGAUCAUUUGCAAGGCUUGAGUGGACUUCAUUUCCCUCAGAAGCGAGAGACUGAAAUUGAAAUAGGAAAUGGAAGCAGGCGAUAAGUCUCCUGGUUCAGCUUUCUUUUUUUGCAGAGAAGUGUGGAGAGACUGGAUGGGGAGAGAUGCACAUGUCCUCUGGUGCUUGCUUCUUUGUGAAUCGGCAGGAGUCUUGAUAGGGGGUUGCAGGUAUAAAGGCAGACUGAGUUUUCUUUAACCAUAUGUGAGCCCCAUAGCCAGGAAGGGCACCUGCCUUACUGUAUUCACUUAUCACAUGCACAUUGUUGGUUUUAUUUCAGCCAGUCUG
This is a messenger RNA of Lepisosteus oculatus (spotted gar), 3835 nucleotides long. The record is from RefSeq and is a predicted model, not a curated record. Lineage: Eukaryota; Metazoa; Chordata; Actinopteri; Semionotiformes; Lepisosteidae.